This is a messenger RNA of Pelobates cultripes (western spadefoot toad), 459 nucleotides long. Lineage: Eukaryota; Metazoa; Chordata; Amphibia; Anura; Pelobatidae. The record is from the annotation of a GenBank genome assembly.
AUGGCCCCCAGUAGCCUAACCUGCCAGCCACAUGGGGCACAAAGCCAGGAGAGCCUGAGGGUGCAAUGCGCCCAAGUCAUAGCUGAGUUCCAGCCAAAGCUACAGCACAUGUGCCUGCCAUCGAUGGAACUAAUGCAGUAAAUCUGGUAACGGCCGGCCCCGGCCCCACCUGACCACGCGGUUGUGGGGAAGUGGAUACGCGGGGCUGCCGCACUGCAUGGGAAGGUAACCCACACCCACGCCACAGAAGCAGUUAUACUGCGAGCGGAAGCAUGUGGGGUGGAAGCAGAGGAUCUCGCUCGGCAGACGGAGCCGGCGGGCGGGAUCCAAUACGUGGGACCACUGGAGUCUUACUCCGGGGUCCCGGCGGUCGGCAACGGAAAGUGGUCGGAGGACCGCUUUCUGGCGGCCGCAAAACGGACGAAGAGUGAAGGGGGCAAAGCCACCCGGAAAAGGUAG